Molecule: messenger RNA, 766 nt
Organism: Drosophila yakuba
Lineage: Eukaryota; Metazoa; Arthropoda; Insecta; Diptera; Drosophilidae
Exons: 1
Coding region: 145-672 (175 amino acids)
Source: RefSeq, a predicted model, not a curated record
GUGGCUACGACUGCGGCUGCAAACGGGUUUCAGUCGAUUGCGGUGCCUCAGAGGCGAUACACGACGAUAUUCGAUAUUCGAGAUUCGAAAUUUGAGAUUUGAGAUUUGAGAUUUGUGACUUAAGAUUCGAGAUCCACAAUUGCGAUGACUAAUUCACUGACCAUCGCCGUAUUUUUGGCUAGCCUGUGCCUCUUCGCCAGCUUUGGCCAAAUGCGAGCAGCCUCCAUUGUCUGCGGAUCGGAAGCAAAGUCUGCAGAGGAUGCGGACUCGGUGACCACUCCCAGUCCCAGUGAGGUCAACAAGUUCGUCCACAGCCUGCAGUGCACGCUGGAGAAGGCCAAGCCCUGGAUAGCCAACAUCGAGAAGGAGGCCAAGAUAUUGGAGGAGAAGGCCAGGGAUGUCACCAGAUCGCUCUUCCAGCGCAUAAAUAAGCUGGUCAAUGUGCUCGCCUCGCCGGCCAACUCUGAAAAGGAUAUGGAAAAGGACAAGGAUGAGCAGAAGGAUAAGGUACCGGAGGAGGUCGGCACCACAACCACCACUUCCACAUCGGAGGCAACCAGCUCGUCCAAAAAUGAUCUUAAGGAGGAACUGACCACUUCUGCGCCCCCCGUUCACUUGGACUGGCUGGAGGAUCAUGCCAAUGAGGUGGACUACAUACCAGAGAAGAACUAAUGCAGCACUAAGUUAAGCCAUAUGCUAAUGAAUAUGUAUACCAACUAAUAAAUUAUUUUGCUCUUUAUGGGAUGAGCAUCUCCUAUUUAUUAAA